Molecule: messenger RNA, 729 nt
Organism: Fusarium tjaetaba
Lineage: Eukaryota; Fungi; Ascomycota; Sordariomycetes; Hypocreales; Nectriaceae
Product: Ctr copper transporter
Exons: 2
Coding region: 1-729 (242 amino acids)
Biological process (GO): copper ion transmembrane transport
Cellular component (GO): membrane
Molecular function (GO): copper ion transmembrane transporter activity
Source: RefSeq, a predicted model, not a curated record
AUGCAUCCAGCUUCUACAACUACCCUCGCCGCCUCCAGGUUGGAGGAGUUUGAAUCCUGCUUGAGAAACAACAUGCUCUGGAACUGGAACACUAUUGGUGCCUGCUUUAUUUCUGAGGGGUGGUACAUAAGUUCCGCAGCCUUAUUCGCCUUGACCUGCUUUGGCGCCUUCGGUGUGGCAUUGCUAUUUGAAUUCGUACGCCGUGUCUCUAGAGAAUGGGACCGCCACACAUUCGCCAGAGACGUCGGCGAUCCUCGAGAAUUUCCUGCUAUUGAACUUGGCCCCCUUCAACCCGUUGCCGCUCAGCCUGUUCCUGCCCAAUCCGCCGGUCCUCAACCCGCUGAUGCUCAAUCUGCGGAUGAUCAAUCCGCUCGAUCUGCUCAAUCCGCUCGAUCUGCUCAAUCCGCUCGAUCUGCUCAACCCGCUGAUGCUCAACCUGUGGCUGGUCGUCCUGCUUCCGCUAUUGGCCCCAAUAACCGCGUUCCCCCUUUUUUCCAUCGCCGCGUUGAGCAUGCCUUGAUCCGGUCUUUAUUGUACGUGUUACAGGUGACCAUUGCCUAUGGCCUCAUACUGAUGGCUGUUUCCUUUAAUGGUUACGUCAUUCUCUGUAUCAUAGUCGGCCAUUACCUUGGCUGCGUUAUCUUUGGGCGCGAUCCCCAGACCGAAACUAACAAACCAAAUGCUUAUCAGCGUGUGUUCCAGCAGCCUGGGGUUUGUUGUGAUGUUUAG